AUGCUUUCAUUUGGUGCUCAAGCGUUGGGGCUUCCCCUAUUUCGUUUCUCAGAUGAUGGUACAGAUAUAUGCUUUCCCACUAGUCCUCUCUUUGCUGGGUUUGUUUUAGGUCCUUCUCUCAAGAUAGAUGCCUUGAUAAGCCAGAAAAACAAGUUGUUCCCUUACGGCAGUGAAGACUUGUUGAACCUAGUAUCAAUAUUGGGCAUGAAAACGAGAACUGGGAGGAAAGCUUGGGCAAUUGCUCUUUCCUCCUUGAUGAUUACAUCACUUGUUGGUCUGUCACUGUGCUACGGUUUCAUGGGGCACUGGCAAAAAUCACUCUCAUCAGCUCUUGUUAUGGAUGUGAUAGGCACAGUUGUGUCAGGGUUAGGCACUGCAGUUGUAAGCAGCCUUAGAACCGAUUCUCAUGAUCAUUCUGCGGGAAAGGGACCUCAACUUGCCAUGUACACUGUCACCAAAUACGUUCUUUUCGUGACAAUUGUGACUUCGAUAGGACGCCCCGCAAUGAGAUGGAUUGUGAGGAACACACCUGAAGGAAGACCUAUGAAGAAAGUAUACACCUAUGUGGUGGUCCUCAUGACCUUCUUCGCAGGGUUGUUUGGAGUGUGGGCUAACCAGACUGUGUUAGGUGGGGUGAUCCUCCUUGGUCUUGCUGUGCCAGAAAAGGUCCUCCACUGGGCUCUGAAUUGA
Molecule: messenger RNA, 690 nt
Organism: Sphenostylis stenocarpa
Lineage: Eukaryota; Viridiplantae; Streptophyta; Magnoliopsida; Fabales; Fabaceae
Source: the annotation of a GenBank genome assembly